AUGACUACAAGAGCGGAAUCAAGAAUUUCGACAUGUUUGCUGGUGUGUAUCCUGGCUCUGGUGGCUCCCACACUGGCGGGAAGCACUUUUUACAGGCGUGCAGCCCCGUUUCCAGAGCUGUCAUUACAAAGUAAUACUACUAUCCGAUCUUUGAGCUCUGCAGUAUCUUUGAGUGCAUCAGCAACCAGUGCUGGCUCUCUGGUUUCUUCUGCUGUCACAUCAUCACUGCCAUCUCUGGCGACCCAAGAUUCAGCUGAGUCCAGUAAUUUGCAAUCGCCUUCAUCGAUCACUCUCCCGACAAGCACCUUCUCUGCCGUUCUGCCUUCGAGUGUUCAAACCACCAGCGGGCUUUCUAUACCCUCUUCAUCAUCCAUUCAAAGCUACAGCGACCCUGAUAGCGUCGUAACGUCCUCUUCCACGGGCAGUUUAGCUAAAAAGUUCUCGCAAUCGAUGGCUGCGAACUUAGCGGUAUCUAUUGCAGAAUCCGUCACUACUGCGGGCAGUAGCGCCACAUUGGGCGAACCUUCAAGCCCAACGAGUCCAUCAAUAAUUGUCAGUGACUCCUCAACAUUAGAUCCAGAUUCUGGUAGUCAGCAGCCCACCUCUGUAUCGUCAUCUAGUCCCACGCUAGUGAGCUCUACAGAAAGCUCCUCGUCAGAUGAAAUACCUUCCAGUACAAAUGAUGUCUCGACACAGGCACCAUCGCACUACACAACGUAUACGGACUCUACCGCAGGAGCAGAGCAAGAGUCAUCCAAGAGCGAUACGCAGGUCAGUUCUCCAGGGAACGCUUCGCCUUCCACCUUUACAAGCCCUUCGACAAGUGCGUCCACUUCUCAAAAUUCUGAGAGUAUUCAGGAGGCCACCGCAUCGUCGCCGCUUGGCGCCGGUGGUGCCACCAGUACACCAAAAACGUCGGAUACUGAGCAAGUGUCUUAUUCGACAAUGGACUCACAAGUGAACGACAACAGCUCCCCCUCGUCCACAGUCAACACACAGACGCGUAGUUCAGACCCGACUGACGGAUCUUCUAUUGAAAUUACGAGUUCAUCAACAGCGUCUAUUGAUACGACAGCCACCCCAGAAUCCACCAAUUCACCUUCUACAACAAAACAAUCUAGCGGUGAUGGUUUCAUUCCGCCAACAACAAGUACUACCUCGGCAGCUAAAAGUACCGAGGCUGCAUAUGAUACUGAAUCUUCUACCAGUUCAAAUCCUUCAUCUACACAAAAAACUCGAAUAUCUUCUACUGUUGGGUUUCCCAGUACUGAUGCCUCUUCAGAAUCUACUUAUAAUUCGCCAUCUCUAACCGAUUCCUCUACCCAAGAAGACUUUUCGACUGGCAGCGUUACUAGCUCAUUUACCUCUAGAGAAGCGCACACGACUAAUGAUUCACCCACGGCAACGCAGUCGCGCAUGGAUAUACGCACUGAUACCACCAAACCUGAUCGUCCUUCUACUGUCUCUUCUGUUAAUCCUGCGGUCGACAGUUUUAGCCCAGGAAGCACCAGUGGUACUGAGAUGCCCACAUCUCACUCUGCUACCGCGACUCCUACCACGAUCGGUCCUUCACUUGAAUCGGAGGCCUCAAGUUCCAAUUCGCCCUCUGCCAGCGCUUAUGAUAUCCCGCCCACAUCGACCGCGAAAGCACCUACUCCUUCUGCCCGUACCCCUACAUCGACAGAAGUCUCCUCAGUCCCUUCACCAUUAGCCAGUGCUCCGAAUUCGUUGUCUACCGAUGAGACUUUAUUACCAUUCUCUUCCAGUUCCGAUUCGUCCGGCCCGACUUCGCUUGAAGCAUCAACUGGAACGUACAAUCAGCCUACAUCUACGACUAGUACGGAUCUACAAUCCGUUGCAAGUACCGUAAUAGCAUCGUCGAUAAGGAAUACCGGAAUCCUAGGUGGUACAUCAACUACUAGCUCAUCCUCAACAGCGGAUGUUGGUUCGAAGUUGAAUACUAUAGUUGGCGCAAGCUCAGAGUAUACGGCUAGAAGCGCGGAAAGUGAUUCUAGCAGUCUUACUGCUGAGGCUAUAUUUUCUACCAAAUCUCAAACCUUGCCAUCAGUCAGUACUGAAAGCCCCGCUCGAAGUACUGGCACCUUUCCGAAAUUAACGGAGAGUAGCAAUAGCGACAAUUUCAGAACUGCUUCAACUCCGUCUCUUCUGCUACCCAACACACAGUCAAGCACAGAAAGCGUUUAUUCUGAACCGAUCGUUCUCUCACAAAGUACCUCAUCCGACGCUUUGUCCUCACCUUUACAUUCGAACGAUGUAUCGGGAUCGCUUACAGGCGUACCAUCGAUCACCGGUAGCCAGGAAUCUCUUCCCGCCUCUUCUUCUACCUUCACUUCUGCCUCUCUUUCCAAUCAAAAGGCCUCUUUCGUCACCACAAGUGCGCAGGCUUCACACGAAAGCGGGUUCUCGACUCUUUCCACAUUUUCUUUGGCGUCAAAAUCACUUUCUGGAAGCUUACAAAAGGUAUCGCAAGGUCCAAUCGAACAAACUAUUUCUCAAAGCACAUCUGACUCUCUCCCUACUUUCUUGACCUCCUCGAAUUCGAUGUCAAUGACGAUCUCGCACGUCGGGACGGAGUUGCAAACAACUUAUUCCGUAUCCCAGUCCACAUCUUCUCCUUUGAUGGAGACUAGCUCGCUUGUUUCUUCACAUCGAGGGACGCAACCUGGCAGUCUCACAGGCUCUACUUCCUAUUCGCUGCCGAAUUCUGGAGUCACGAAUACACCAUCCAGUAUUCGUCCUUCCCUCGCCUCUGAGUCUUUGAAUGUUGCUACUUACAAAGAAUCAUCAUCCCGAGAGGUUCCAUUUGUGAGCAGUGGGACUGUCACGCCUUUGGGAAGCUUUGAACAAUCAUCGUCGUCGAAUGCCCACUAUCUUUCCUCACAAUUUUCUCAGUCGGAGACUUCCUUUUUAGAUUCGACAAUUAGUGGCUUGACGAGUGCCACAUAUUCCACAAACCCAAACACGGGAUCUUCCGAUGGUGCUUCAGCUUCUUUUGGAGGAUCAACAGAAGGUCUGGGCUCUACGACCUCCGUUAUGACAUCUGAUGUCGUUACGUCUUCUGGUCACUAUUCCGUCGCGAGCAGUGUUCCAAAUAUGGAGAGCUCAAAAUCCGCCCAAUCUGCCCAAUCCGUCCAAUCUGACUUUCAAAGCAGUCUGCCAUCGGCUACUAUAAGAUCCCGUGAGAGCGAUCAACACUCACAACUAACAAACCUCGUAUCCUCAGCUACAAUGACUGAAGAGCGAUCGUCUUUCGCGCAAACACUUCUUGCAUCUACCGCAUCUUUGGCGGGUACCACGCCAAGCGAUUAUAGAGCUUCUGGUUCUAUUUUGACCGCGACUGAAGGAUCUCAGAGCUCUACAGGUUCUUCGGCAUUAAUCACCAGUGGGACUCUCGUAUCAGGGGAGACACAUGCGACAGGUGAAGUAUCGGCAUCAUUUGCAUCACAUGGACCGUCAUCUUCCUCGGAAGGCCCAAUUAAUCCAACAACAUCGAAUUGGCUCCCCUCUAGCCUUGUCACGGCGCCGCCCUAUGAGAGUGCCAGUCAACGAUCAAGUUUUGACGCCAAGGCAACAGCAACUCUCCCACAAGUAAUAUUGCCCACAGCUCCCGUUGAUCAGCCACACAACUACUCACAAAUUACAGUGGGUUUCAAACGGGCCUUGAAUUACCCUUUCCUAAUCGACAAUCCCCUUGCCUCAGCCCAGAUUUUCAGCUUUCUUCCUGACAUCUUGACGUAUCCUUUCACGAAAUGGCAAGACCAUCAUAAAAAAGCUAACAUGAGUGUUCAAUUUGAAAACUUGGCUAUGACCUCAAGCACAACGGAACAGAGCAAACCCCUGGGUUCCAGAUUCGAAACCCGAUCUGACGACAUUUAUCGAAGAUCUGCCAUUACGACUGCCAUAGAAGCUAGAUGGGGUGGUAAUUUUUCCGAUGCUUUUCAAGCCAACUUUUCUGGCGUCGCUGUCAGUGAAAUUAUGCCAUUGAUAGUUGCUGGAGACAAUUACAUCAGUUCUAUUGCUGUCGUUUACUUCCCUACAGAUGCCAUUAGUGUUUUGCAGAGAAUGGUCCUGAAUAAUAAUUCCAGAGUAUAUUCAAACCCUGAUCCAGCCUUGCGAUCUUUGUCACUGCUGAUAAAUCCCACCAUUCCUCUCACAGGGCUUAUUGACCCAACACUUUCGGGAUCUGGUGGCUCUUCAGGAGGAUCAAGCUCUUCACCAGGUAUUGGGGGUGGUGGCACGGGCGGUUCUAGUACCGGCUCAGGAAAUGAAUCGACUAAAGGUGAAUCAGGGGUGCUAAAUGGCUACAGUCUUUUUAAAGUGACUUUUAGCAAAGCAAAAAGACUUCUCAUAUUCAUACCAAUUUUCCUAUUUUUCCUAGCAACUUGGGUCUUAAUCUCAUUCGCAUUUUUCGGCCGCCUCUUCAAGUUACCUCCAAUCAGGCAGCGCCUUGAGCUAAAGGAGAAAGCAUGGAACGUAGAUGGUAGGACUGCUCAAGACUUUUUCAUGGCCCCAUUUAGUCGACGUCCGUCGCGCAUAUCAAGAGACUUAGAAAAGUAUCUUCACAGUAACAGUUUCCCUGAUGGUAACAGUAGCUCGGAGUCUUAUGAAGAUGACGAUUUGAUACCCAUGGGGAACAAUAUGGUGUUCAGCAGAAGCACUGGCUUGUAUUAUCAAACGGAUGAGGACGGUAACUUCUACUUUGCCGGAACACCUGCUAAUGCUGAUAUUCCAGCUUUAGAUACGGAUGAAAGCGGUACACAGUUGCAGGGCGAUGAAAAUGAUCCAGUCACUGAGGAACAGCACUCAACCUCAAUCACACAAUCUCGUCAGGUUUCGGAGCUAGAUGAGCUGGACGUUGACGAUGAAGGAAACGUUGAGCUGUCAGUCUUGGAUUUCGAACGAUUUUCUCUGGACAAGAACAAUACUGACACUUUUGAAAGUUACAAUAAUGAAAACUUUUAUAAGCUGAAUCAGUUUCUGGCCAAUUUGUCCGACUCGGAAUAUGCACAGUCACCGGCACAUUUAACAAGUACCGGGACGCGCGAAGCAGAUUCUAACAGCAACAGCGGAUCCAAAGCAAACAUUCUGUCAGAUGAAUCUUUGAAUCUAAUGGGACAGCUCUCCACUGAAGACGAAAACUUCGAAGACUAUUUCUACAGUGAAGAACAUGGAAGCGGGCUUGUUCCUGAUGCUGCUAGCACAGGACAAUAUUCAGAGGACCUACCAAAUGACGAAUUCUUGGAAGGUGCAGAUGACGUUGACGACUUCAACAUUGAUUCCGCAUCAAACAGUGACGACGAUGAAGUAAACGAUGUCCAUGUGGGCGAAUUUGAUGAGUUGGAUGAAGUGAUGUACCGAAGAUUAUCGACUGCCAGUGGCCUGACAGGGGCUUUAGGAGGGUCUUCGAGUUCUAAUACGUUUGCGAGUAGCAUUCCGCAGAUCCAGUCUUCAAGCCGGGUAUCGUCGUUCGGGAACACACACUCCCAUUCUGGGCUUUCUGCGAAUUCUGCUACUGGUUUUUUUGACAGCGCUAGAAGCGCGCCCCAAGCGGGACACAUUUCCGACGAGGGUGGGCGUCCGAAACGACCUCCAAGACCGGCCUCAAUCAUUAGUCUUGAAAGAGACGAUGAGACGCAGUUGACGCAUGCAAGGCUCGCAAUCGACGAAGAAGCAUUGCCAGAACGUAGGGAAACAAGAGAUUCAAGAACCGCAAAGGUCGGGGAUUCGAAACAGAGGUCCGCUGAGAAAAACUCGCUCAAUGUCCAGGAAAGAUCCCGUAGCGCUACUGCGACGGGCCAGGAAAACUCUAGACGGGCGAGCUUCCGUCGAUCUAUUGCCUCCACGUUGCAUGGCGCCAACAUUUUCCAUGGAAGUGGUCGGGCACGAUCGUCUACGGUUCACGAGAUGGGACCUCACGGGCAUACCAAAAAUGCUCUGCAUAAAAUACAAAUAUCGGGACCCAUAUCUUCAGAAAAUUCUUUGGGGUGGGCCGAUAAUUAG
This is a messenger RNA of Lachancea lanzarotensis, 6021 nucleotides long. RefSeq names its product LALA0S17e00232g1_1 (gene HKR1). The transcript has a single exon. Lineage: Eukaryota; Fungi; Ascomycota; Saccharomycetes; Saccharomycetales; Saccharomycetaceae. Gene Ontology annotation, molecular function: osmosensor activity. Gene Ontology annotation, cellular component: cell surface; plasma membrane; site of polarized growth. The record is from RefSeq and is a predicted model, not a curated record. The coding region runs from base 1 to 6021 and encodes 2006 amino acids. Gene Ontology annotation, biological process: signal transduction involved in filamentous growth; fungal-type cell wall organization; hyperosmotic response.